This is a messenger RNA of Rosa chinensis, 1486 nucleotides long. RefSeq names its product WD repeat-containing protein 55. The transcript has 14 exons. Bases 148 to 1200 code for a protein of 350 amino acids. Gene Ontology annotation, molecular function: protein binding. NCBI's taxonomy places the organism in Eukaryota, Viridiplantae, Streptophyta, Magnoliopsida, Rosales, Rosaceae. The record is from RefSeq and is a predicted model, not a curated record.
CCCAAUAGUCUCUGCAUUACCAGAACCCCAAGGGCAGGGCAUUCACUUGCUGCAACUCGCUCGCUCUCCUUUUUGUUUUUCCUGCAUGAUGUCAACUCAGAUGGGCUCUCCCUACAGGCCUACCGACACAAGUGUCUAACUGAGGAAAUGGAAAUAAACUUGGGGAAAUUGGCGUUUGACCUCGAUUUUCAUCCAUCGCAGCAAUUAGUGACUACAGGUCUCACCGAUGGCCACCUUCACUUGUAUCGAUAUUCAUCUGGUGGUUCACUACCUGAAAGGGUGUUGGAAGUUCAUGCACAUAGCGAAUCUUGCAGAGCUGCUCUGUUCGUCAACGGUGGCAGUGCCAUUUUGACAGGGUCUCUAGACCACACAAUCUUGCAAUAUGUGGAAACUGGUUCUGCUAUCGCUUGCCUUGAAAAUGCUCAUGACGAUGCAAUCAAUAGACUUAUAAACUUGACCGCAUCUACCAUUGCCUCUGGAGAUGAUGGAGGCUGUAUUAAGCUCUGGGAUACCAGACAACGAUCUUGCUGCAAUUCCUUUAAUGCUCAUCAGGACUACAUCUCCGAUAUGACUUUUUCAGCUGAUUCCAUGAAAGUCCUGGGAACUAGUGGGGAUGUAACUCUGUCUGUUUGCAAUCUUCAAAGAAAUAAGGUCCUAGAUGAAUCUGAGUUUUCAGAAGAUGAGCUACUGUCUGUUGUUAUCAUGAAGAAUGGUCAGAAAGUUAUUUGCAGCUCUCAGACUGGGAAUAUAUUGUUGUAUUCAUGGGGUUGUUUCAAGGAUUGCAGUGAUCGUUGUAUUGAUCUCUCUCCAAUUUCUGUUGAUGCUUUGUUUAAGCUUGAUGAAGAUAGACUUAUUGCUGGAUCUGAGACCGGACUUAUCAGCCUAGUAGGCAUAUUACCAAACAGAGUCAUCCAACCAAUUGCAGAGCACUCAGAAUAUCCGGUAGAGCGUCUUGCUUUUUCUCAUGAUAAAAAGUUUCUGGGCAGCAUAGCACAUGAUCAGAUGUUAAAGCUCUGGGAUAUGGAUGAUAUAUUGCAAGGCUCUGGAAACACUUCAAGGACUCAAGCAACUGUGGGGGAGAAUGAUAGUGAUGAGAUGGAUACAGAUAUUAAUACUCCAAAGUCUAGAAAAGGAACAAAGAGAAAAAAUGCAAGCAAAGAUCAUGUUAUGGGUUCACACAACUUUUUUGCUGAUUUAUAGAUGGAUGGUUGAUUGCAAGUUCUCUCUAACUUUGACAGAUAAUGUCGCUGAAGAACAUAAGCUUCCCUUGUCAAUCACAUACUGCUAGAAAGACGUUUGGUUCCUGUGGAAUUUUGGUUUUUCCCUUUGGGUUAGGGAAUUGUAAAAUAUUCAUUUUUGAUAUAUUUACUUUUUUGUCCUAUUUAUGUAUGUUAAUGAAGAGUCUUUUUAAUUUGGUUUUUUUGCUGCUCCAGACAGGGAAUUCUAUGUUUAUUAGAAAUAUUACAAGAUUUGCAAUAUUAUCUUA